Molecule: messenger RNA, 450 nt
Organism: Phytophthora nicotianae INRA-310
Lineage: Eukaryota; Oomycota; Peronosporomycetes; Peronosporales; Peronosporaceae
Exons: 1
Coding region: 1-450 (149 amino acids)
Source: RefSeq, a predicted model, not a curated record
AUGUGGCAUGGGCCGUUCCGAGUUGCGGAAGUCGUCGACUCGCACGCGGUGCGACUGGAAAUCGCAGGAUCUGACUAUCACGUGUUUCCAGUGGUACAUGUGUCCAAACUGAAACUGGUUCGGAAAUUCCCAGAUCGCCCGAAUGUGAGAUUGAUGACCCAAGAUCGAGAUCGACUCGACUUCGAUGAAGGGUUGUUACCUAAAUACAGCUGGGACACUGAGCUCGAAGAGGGUGAAUACGAAGUCGAACGCAUCUCAGACGAACGAACAGGACGUCGGACACGCUACGGACGGAAGCUGCGCGAGUUCUUGGUCCACUGGAAAGGUUACGACGCUCCGACAUGGGUCGACGAAGCCGAUCUUAACUGUGGAGCACUGCUACAUGACUACUUGCGCGACCAGACCAACCGAAGUCGAUUCGGGGUAAUGCAGUCGCACGAGGAGCAGUAA